Molecule: messenger RNA, 1191 nt
Organism: Klebsormidium nitens
Lineage: Eukaryota; Viridiplantae; Streptophyta; Klebsormidiophyceae; Klebsormidiales; Klebsormidiaceae
Source: the annotation of a GenBank genome assembly
AUGAAUCCGUUAACCAGCUCCUCAUUCCUUGUACUCUUCCUGCGAGCAGUGUUGCUCGACCUGUUUCCAAAUGCAGAAAAAGUUGAAGAGUUCCUGAAUGCGGCGGGCAUCAAGGACUCCGGUGGGGGGCGCAGGUUAAUGGUGGUCCACUACCUUUACAGCAUGGUGGACGACCUUCUGAGGGACACGAGCGCCGGCGGACUGGACGCCGAUGUCGUUGACCCCAGCGGAAAAUUACGAGCUGCUGACGUCAUCUUCAAAAACGCAGACACCCUCUCACUGGAAAGCCUCGUGGCUGGCCUGUACCAUGGUCUGAACCAGUAUAUGCGGGACAACAAACGUCUGACCGACAAGAUCUCGUGGCCCCGGACGUUCGGUGUGCCGCGCUGCCAAAAACUCGGCCAGCGUGGCCUCCUCUCGGCGAUCGACUACUUUUUGGCCCGCGCCAAGCAGGAUCCCGCGCUCUGCCGGGCCCUCCUCGCGUACCUCGACAACUGGUUCAGCGACCCCAGCACGCGCCACUGCGUCAUCACGGUGCGAGCAAGCGCGCGCGCCUGCCUGAACUACCUCCUCGGUGCCGCUGACGACACCACCCAGGAUGCUGACGUCAGCAGCCAGAGAGACGCUGUGCUCGUCGGUGCGGCUGACGUCACCACCCAGGAUGUUGACGACAGCCAGAGCGGGGCUGUGCUCCUUGGUGCCGCUGACGUCACCACCCAGGAUGUUGACGUCAGCAGCCAGAGCGGCGCUGUGCUCCUCGGUGCCACUGACGUCACCAUCCAGGAUGUUGACGUCAGCAGCCAGGGCGGCGCUGUGCUCCUCGGUGCCGCUGACGUCACCACCCAGGACGUUGACGUUCUCACCCAAAACGGUGCUUUCCUGCCCGCGGACGGGGGUGACGACAUCCUCCAGGAGGCUGGCUGGUAUGGCUUAGAUGGCCCUACCUGGAUCGAGGACUACUUUGGCCGUGCGGAAGAGAACGCUGGUGCGGCAGUAUCUCUGCACUCGCCCACCGUGCCCGUUCAGGUGGAUCAGCCGUGGUCGCCGUUCGACACCGCGCGCGACCUGGUUCGCAACGGAAACGCGCCCCUCGUUCUCGACUGCCUAGGUCCUGUCGCCAUGGAGAUGGCGGAAGGCGAGGACGCCGUUGAUGCGGCCCAUGAUUUGGAGAUGCAAGCUGCCUUUCCGUAG